This is a messenger RNA of Morone saxatilis (striped sea-bass), 1852 nucleotides long. RefSeq names its product hepatic and glial cell adhesion molecule a (gene hepacama). The transcript has 7 exons. Lineage: Eukaryota; Metazoa; Chordata; Actinopteri; Moronidae. The record is from RefSeq and is a predicted model, not a curated record. The coding region runs from base 110 to 1414 and encodes 434 amino acids.
AGUGUUGCAGGCAGGCAGGCAGUGGAGAGACUGUUGAGCUGCAGAGACGUGCCCAGGGUGGAUAAACCAUGCUCACUAAGUGGGAGAAAGACUCUGCCCAGGACACAAGAUGAAGGUGGAGAGGAAGACCUCCUCUACAGGCGACAGUUUCACUGACAUUCCUCCACUACUGACGCUCUUUGGCCUCCUCCUCCUUCUCUUCACAGGUGAGGUGUCAGGGGUGAAUGUGACUAGCCAAACUCAGGUGGUGAGGGGCACAGUGGGCAAAGAGGCCCUCUUGUCGGUCAGCUACUCCAGCAGCAGCUCCGACAAGCCUGUGAUCAAGUGGCAGAUAAAGAGGGACAAAGAAAAACCCAUCACUGUUGUGCAGUCCAUAGGAACAGACAUCAUAGGGAACCUGAGGCCAGAGUACCGCAACCGUAUUCUGGUGUGUGAGAAUGGGUCUCUGCUGCUUCACAACCUGCAGCUGUCAGACGAAGGGGCGUACGAAGUGGAGAUCUCCAUCACUGAUGACACCUUCACUGGAGAGCGCUACAUUGAGCUCACUGUGGAUGUUCCCGUGUCGAAACCUUACAUCCAGAUGAUGGCCUCGUCUGUCCUGGAGUACAGCGAGCACUUUAACAUCCACUGUUCCCACGAUAACGGCACAAAGCCCGUCUACGGUUGGCUGAAGGGAGGCAAAGUGCUGAUGAAUGACUCACGUCUGAUGCUUUCACAUGACCAAAAGGUGCUGACCAUCUCACGCGUUCUGAUGUCAGAUGAUGACAUCUACACCUGCACAGUGGAGAACCCCAUCAGCAGCAUGAAGAGCAUACCUGUCAAGCUCACUGUCUACAAGUAUACAUCAUCUGUCACGGUGGCGAUAUCCUCCGUAAUCACCCGGGUGACAGUGUGGUGCCUGUGGAAACAUCCAAGAAAGAAGCAUCGACCUGUCCCCCAAAGAGUUCCCAUCUAUAUAGAGCAGAGUGAAAAUGGCCAUGAUGUUGAUGUUGUUCCCAAACCAACUACACUUGGUCGAAGGAGUCCUAUGCCGCUUUAUGUUCUCAAUGAAGAUGAGACUGAGCGUUUGGAAGAAUGUUCUGGCAAUGCUCUCAGCCAAUCAGAAAUGAGUAUCCCUGCUACCUACGCUCCAGUCCUUCCCCCCUCGUCCAACAGAACUGACCGGCCCAUCUGGUCUGCCCCACGCAGAUACCCCCGCAGCCCUUCUCCACUGGCACAGCCUCUCCCACAAACGCUUCCAGGGCCUCCUCUGCGCCCUAUCCGCUCACCUGCUCACUCCCCUGGUUCAUCCCCACGCAGUUUCAGCCCGAUAAGAAAGGUCCGUCCUCCAGUAGGUAUCCCAGCCAGCCACCUGCCUGUAGAGGCAGAGUGUUCAGAUCCUUGUGAUCAGACUCACUGUCCAUCACAGCAGUGACAGCUGCUUGGAUGUAUGUUUUCAUUCUGAGAUAUGUAAAGUACAUGUAUAGUUUGCUGGUGUAAUGUUGCGUCACGCAACAACGAUAAUGGAUCUGAUGCAGUAGGAUAAGAGAUGAGUUCACUUUCAGCUAACUCUUUGUCUUUAUAUUCCAUUAUUUAUCAUCUAUUUCUCUAUGGCUAUGCACAUUAUGUCUGUAGUCUUUCGAUGAUAUCCUCUCAUAUAAAAAAAAAUAUUCUGUCCAUCAGCGUAUUGUAUCUGAUGCUGAGACAGUAAAGAAUUUCCAACUCUGGUAUAUAUUUUGCUUUUUGAUGAAGUCUGAAUUUUACUGGAAACUUUUGAUAAGAACCUGUACAUAUGUAAGUUAAUAGUUUUUGGGGUCAGGAUUUUCUUUUGAUUAAUUUAACCACAAAUUGUAUUCUUAUUCAACAUUAGGUA